UGCGCCUGCGCGUGGGGCCGGCCGUCUCCUAGCCUCAGUUGAGAGUGUGGGCCGCGGGGGGGUUUGUCUCCUUGUGUCUGACUCUAUAUCCCCAUCCCCUGUCGGCCCAGCGGGAAUCAUUAAUGUGUUUCUUCCUUCUUUCCCGUUACCUCCUCAUGCGCGCUAUUUUGUUCCCGUCUGUGAUAUAAUUUUGUACAAGUACAGGGGAGGAAAUAUAUAUUGUCUCUGAACUGCUUCCCUCCUCCCCUUUAACCGAGGAUGUAUUCUGCAGCCGACCCCGAUCUGCCUUCCCCAGCGCCGCCAGUGCAGACACUGUCGACUUUCAAACCACCUGUGAGACCUGAUUUUGGCACUAUGGGUCGACCAAUCAAGCUACAGGCCAACUUCUUUGAGGUGGACAUUCCAAAAAUUGAAAUCUACCAUUAUGAUAUAGACAUAAAACCAGAUAAAUGCCCAAGAAGAGUAAACAGGGAAAUUGUUGAACACAUGGUUCAACAUUUUAAAAAUCAGAUUUUUGGUGAUCGGAAACCUGUGUUUGAUGGAAGGAAGAACCUCUAUACAGCAAUGCCUCUUCCUAUAGGGCGAGACAGGGUGGAGCUAGAGGUAACUCUACCAGGGGAAGGAAAGGACAGAAUCUUUAAGGUGGUGAUAAAGUGGGUGGCAUGUGUCAGUCUCCAAGCCUUGCAUGAUGCACUUUCAGGUCGACUCCCAGCUAUUCCUUUUGAAUCUAUUCAAGCACUAGAUGUAGUGAUGAGACAUCUACCCUCCAUGAGGUACACUCCAGUAGGCCGUUCAUUCUUCACGCCAUCUGAGGGGUGCUCUAAUCCCUUGGGAGGGGGCAGGGAAGUAUGGUUCGGAUUUCACCAGUCAGUCAGACCUUCCUUGUGGAAAAUGAUGCUUAAUAUUGAUGUAUCUGCUACAGCAUUUUAUAAAGCCCAGCCAGUGAUUGAAUUCAUGUGUGAAGUUUUGGAUUUUAAAAACAUUGAAGAGCAGCAAAAACCAUUAACUGACUCCCAGAGAGUGAAGUUCACCAAGGAGAUCAAAGGACUCAAGGUGGAGAUAACUCAUUGUGGACAAAUGAAGAGAAAAUAUAGAGUGUGCAAUGUUACCAGAAGACCAGCAAGUCAUCAAACAUUUCCACUUCAGCAAGAGAAUGGGCAGACUGUUGAAUGCACAGUAGCACAAUAUUUCAAGGACAAGCACAAACUAAAUCUUCGCUAUCCUCAUUUACCAUGUCUACAAGUUGGACAGGAACAAAAACAUACGUAUCUUCCUCUUGAGGUGUGUAACAUUGUAGCUGGGCAGAGAUGUAUAAAAAAGCUGACAGACAAUCAAACCUCAACUAUGAUUAGAGCCACUGCCAGGUCUGCACCAGACAGACAAGAUGAGAUUAGCAAACUGAUGAAAAGUGCUAGUUUUAAUGCUGACCCAUAUGUUCGGGAAUUUGGAAUAGGGGUGAGAGAUGACAUGACAGAUGUACCGGGCCGUGUUCUUCAGGCACCUUCCUUGUUGUAUGGUGGUCGGAACAAGACCAUUGCUACUCCUAUUCAGGGUGUGUGGGAUAUGCGGGGUAAACAGUUUCAUACAGGCAUUGAAGUUAAAGUCUGGGCAAUUGCAUGCUUUGCUCCACAGAGGCAGUGCAGAGAAGAUACACUCAAAGCAUUCACAGACCAGUUAAGGAAAAUAUCCAGGGAUGCGGGCAUGCCGAUACAAGGCCAACCUUGUUUUUGUAAAUAUGCACAAGGUGCGGACAGUGUGGAACCAAUGUUCAGGCACCUGAAGAAUACCUAUGCAGGGCUUCAGCUAGUGGUGGUUGUACUUCCUGGAAAAACCCCAGUUUAUGCGGAGGUUAAGCGUGUGGGCGACACAUUACUUGGCAUGGCCACGCAGUGUGUGCAGGUGAAAAAUGUGCUGAAAACCUCUCCACAAACACUUUCCAAUCUCUGCCUGAAGAUCAAUGUAAAGCUAGGAGGUGUCAAUAACAUCUUGGUGCCACAGGGAAGGCCUGCAGUUUUUCAGCAACCAGUAAUAUUCUUGGGUGCAGAUGUAACACAUCCACCAGCUGGAGAUGGGAAAAAACCUUCCAUUGCUGCAGUGGUGGGUAGUAUGGAUGCUCAUCCAAGUCGCUAUUGUGCCACAGUCCGUGUACAGCAACAUCGACAGGAGAUCAUCCAGGAUCUUGCUUUCAUGGUCAGAGAACUCCUCAUCCAGUUUUACAAAUCCACUCGCUUCAAACCAACACGCAUUAUAUUCUAUAGAGAUGGAGUGUCAGAAGGACAGUUUCAACAGGUGCUCCAUCAUGAGUUGCUAGCCAUCCGAGAGGCAUGUAUUAAAUUAGAAAAAGACUACCAGCCUGGCAUCACUUUUAUUGUGGUUCAAAAGCGACAUCACACCAGACUCUUCUGUACUGAUAAGAAUGAAAGGGUUGGAAAAAGUGGCAAUAUUCCAGCUGGCACAACAGUGGAUACAAAAAUAACACAUCCAUCAGAGUUUGACUUUUACCUGUGCAGCCACGCUGGCAUUCAGGGAACAAGCAGACCAUCUCACUACCAUGUGCUAUGGGAUGAUAACCGCUUCAAUGCAGAUGAACUUCAGAUUCUCACAUAUCAACUUUGCCACACAUAUGUCCGGUGUACACGGUCAGUCUCCAUCCCAGCCCCAGCCUAUUACGCUCAUUUGGUGGCUUUCCGUGCCAGAUACCAUUUGGUGGACAAGGAACAUGAUAGUGCUGAAGGGAGUCACACAUCUGGUCAGAGUAAUGGCCGGGAUCAACAGGCUCUGGCUAAAGCUGUACAGGUUCACCAGGACACACUGCGCACUAUGUAUUUUGCUUGACAGGUGUCCUCAGUUGGGAUUUCUGAACAGAGCUGGGCUAAGACCAGACCAGCUGCAUUUGCCAGGCAGUGUAGUGUUGAACGAGCAGUUAAUGUAUUUCUGUUGCUGUGUACAUUGCAAUACCCUGCAGGCCUAUUUCAGCUAUAAGAUGAAAUGUGACCAGGUUGUUAAUGUGUGAAUCAAGUCACCUGUAACAUUUCUCUUGAACAGCGAAAGCAUGGAAUAUUGGGAGGCCUGUGGUAGUCGCCUCAGUACAUUUAGUCACUAAUGGAAGUUAAAUAACUGCAACCUAAUUCUAUAAUAGAUAAAACUAGACUUAAGCCUGGUGUAGAUAGAAAGAGAAAGUAGUAUAUAUUUUGCGGAAGCAUUAUAAUAUGCAUUAGAAACUGCAUAUUCGAUGGAGGUUUGUUUAGGACUGUUAAGUUGUGGAGGAAUUUAGAGGAUGGUGUGAGUCUUUAAGGCAUAGUAAUCCCGUCUGUUGGCUUCAAAUGGCAGAAUUUUGAAACUCAAAAUUGAACAUCAACAGCAUUCCUUUUAUUAUAUCUGGAGUUUUAUCCAGUGAAUUCCGCGAAGACUACUGUAAUACAGUACUGUGAAACAUGGCCAUCUUGAGUCAAAGGGCAAAAAAAAGUCUUUUAACACUGAAAGUAAGUUAAUGAAGCGUUAGUGUUUUUCCUUUUUGAGCAGGCAAUAUAUUGUUUAGGUUUGACUUUCUCAGCAGUUCUGAGAUGUAUCUAUGAUUUCCAACAGAAGGAAUGCAGUCUCUUUUUAAGAUGUGUUUAGUAGAAAAAUAUUGGUGUGUGUUUGAAGCAAUUAAUCUUUGGAGACAAUCUAUAAAACAUAACCAGAACAGAUGGGCACUACUAUUUUAUAUAUUGAGCUCUUGAUAUUUUUGUAAGAUGCUGCAAUUGUUUAGUUCUCAGAUCUUGAUACAAUACACCAGUGAUGCAAAUGAAAUAUUUUUCUGCUGUGGUUGUCUAGUGUGCCACCACUGUGGCUUGCCGCCAUGUAGGAUAUAAGGAUUACCAUGACAAUUACUUCGCUGAUUUGAAUUCAGUUAUUAUAGGGCAGUCAGAUGAGAACUAUUAAAAUUGAAACUUUCUAAGAAUGAAGUAAUUUUAAACUACCUCGUGGUUAUUCUCGUGUCAGCAAAAACAGAAUGAGCACAUGCCACUGUCAUAUUGGCAAAGUAGUUCAAAGAUGGUGCUAGGUUUUUGCCAUGAGGCAAGCAUUUUUAUUAAUGGUAGUCAUCUAAUUGAUGUAAACUGUUUCCUGGAUUAAAAUCCACCCCCAGAUUGAAGCCAAACCUUUUUAUGGUUAUAUACAAUAUCUUUUCAAUGGCCUAUACGCACUUAUUAAGUGACUCAAAACCUUGUAUAAAGUAUCCAGUUUUAUAUACCUCAAUCCUUCAUCAAAUUUUUAAAUCUUAAAGAAGGUGCAACCAGCAUAAAUUUCAGUGUUAACAACUUAUUUAUGUGGCCAUGAAUAAAAACCAUAUUGUACAUAGAUCUUUGGGAUAAAACCUUUGCUUUUGAAGUUAUGUAACAAACGAGAUAAACUGUAUUGUAGAAGAGUUUUAUAAACUGUUUUCAAUUAUUUCUGUAUCAGGCUGCAUGGUACUUUGUACAGGAAUGGUGACAAUGCUGCAAAUCAUAUUACGAUAAUGGGCAUAUUUUGCCAAACAAGUUCAGAAUUUUUAAGAAAUCUUUUAUUUAUGAAAUAUUAACUUGCAAGGACUGAUGAACUGUGCUUCUAAAAAUGUAGCAAGUUACAACAUAUUGUCCUCAUGCUUCUCAUUGAAUCCUGCAAUAUUCUUUACCUACAAUUCUGGUAGAGUUUGAGGAAUGGAUGUAGUGAAGGACACACUAAGUGUAUCAGUCUUUGGUACUGAAAUAGUCCGAUUGAGGCUUUCGAGUAAUUGUGAACAAUCUGUACAACUGCAAGAAUGUCUUUGUGACAUUCAUUAGAUACAACACUAAGGCAUUCAACUUUACAACUCAGGAGACCCAAGUUCAAGCCUGAGUCUUGACUGUCAUGUACUUAGGUUUCCUGUGUGGUACAGGUUUUAGCUGUUAUAAGUAGAUUAUCUGAAGAAAGAUGAGGGGAUGUUUGCUGGGAAGGGAAUCUUUACAGAAAGAUCAAACACACCCACCUGGUGUGUUGGCCAAUGAAGAGGUAUUGAUGUCCGUGAAAACCCGGUGGAGUGCAGUGCAGUUUCAAAAGUGCAGGGCUACUAAUCUAGCAAUUAAAAUAAGUGACCAUAUAGUAAGUAGUAACAGCAUGAUGAACACUCAGGGCUUUAAAGACUACACUUAGAAUUUUUCCAUUAAGUUGUUUCUGAACUAGGGCAGAUGUGUAUUGUCAGAACUUAAUUAUGGAAAUGAGGAAUUAUUUCACUGGAAUUCAGGUGGUGGGGGAGUAAGCUGAUGUUAGAACCUAACCCCUUUUAAGCAUACUAAACUAGCAUGGUAAUCUGAUGAAGCGGUAGUUUAUAUUCAUUUUAUUUUGUUUUAAGUGUACAGUUGAACUUCAAACUUGUAGGGCUGGACAGAAGUUCUUAACCAAAGGCUUAACUUGUUAUUUGAGCUGUUCCAUUGAUUGUUCGUUGAACUGCCGUGUUGAAGGAAAGGUUUAUGGAAAAAUUUAAGAUCAAGGUUCUAUUGUAGUUCCAAUUGUUUCCUGUUCUGUUUACUUUUAAAAAUUGACUUAUGCACUUAUUUGGCGAUAUCCUACGUCCAACUCAGCUGGUUUUGUAAUAUAAAUUUUAAAAAUUAAAUUGAUAAGCAAAUUUGGGCAGCUUUAGAGAUUACAUUGCCAUAGUUACUUUUUUUUUGUUUGUAUUCUUGUGUUAGCCAUUGACUAUGUUGGGCGUUUUUCUUAAGAACUGGACAAUCCCUAGUUACGUAUCUCUGUUCCAGUUUCUGGGGCAGGUUUGGUUAUUGAAGUGUCCUUAGCUAUUAAGCAAUCUCUAACCAGCACUAUAAAAAGUUUACAUCUUGCUUCAAAGUUAUGGGUGCUACUGCGAACUGGCCCCUGUAUUCUCUGUUCUUGCGCUAUAUAUUGACAGUUGUAGUAACAUUAAACCAGAGAUAAUGAAUCAAUAAUAGAAUAAAAGUGCUGUAAUCAUUGGAUGGCAGCAGCUCUUUGUGAGAAUUUAUUGCAGACACUGCCAUUUGAGAAGCAACUGGUGCUGCAAUUGGCUGAUUAGAUCUGCCUUCUUAUAAGUUACUGCCAUUGGUGGCCAACAUUCAAUUGGGAUAGUUCUAAUAAUCUGCAAAAAUUGUAGAUAAGGAGCUAGAUUGUGAAACAGUGUCAUUUUAAGCAUGUAGCAGAUUCAUCUUGGGAAUUAAAUCAUCAUUAGCGUUUUUUAUUGUAAAUGUCAUUUGUGCAUAAUUGAAAAAUAUUUGUGCUUGUAAAUAAUUUUGUAAACUUCAAUGUAAACAACUGCAGUAAGCUAAAAGACUAAUAACAAAGUAAACAAAUGGUGUCAAUUGA
Messenger RNA from Carcharodon carcharias (great white shark), 6330 nucleotides. RefSeq names its product protein argonaute-2. NCBI's taxonomy places the organism in Eukaryota, Metazoa, Chordata, Chondrichthyes, Lamniformes, Lamnidae. Gene Ontology annotation, molecular function: protein binding; endoribonuclease activity, cleaving siRNA-paired mRNA; RNA binding. The record is from RefSeq and is a predicted model, not a curated record. Gene Ontology annotation, cellular component: RISC complex. Gene Ontology annotation, biological process: regulatory ncRNA-mediated gene silencing; regulation of DNA-templated transcription. The transcript is spliced from 19 exons. Bases 259 to 2835 code for a protein of 858 amino acids.